Fusarium coffeatum is the source of this 1323-nucleotide messenger RNA. RefSeq lists its product as uncharacterized. The record is from RefSeq and is a predicted model, not a curated record. The transcript has a single exon. Bases 1 to 1323 code for a protein of 440 amino acids. Gene Ontology annotation, molecular function: nucleotide binding. NCBI's taxonomy places the organism in Eukaryota, Fungi, Ascomycota, Sordariomycetes, Hypocreales, Nectriaceae.
AUGACUUCCGAACAAUUCAAGCGCUAUGUCAUCGUCGGCAUGGGCGUUCGCUCAGCCAUGUACUAUCAAGCCAUCAUCCAGGACUUCAAGGAUGUAGCAAAGCUAGUCGGUAUCUGCGACACCAACCAAACGCGCAUGGACGUCGCAAACGACCACAUCGUUGAGCUCGGCGGCGAGAAAGUCCCAACUUAUAAAGACACCGACUUUGACAAGAUGGUCCAAGAACAAAAAGCCGAUGUUGUUAUCGUUACCACAAUUGAUCUUUUCCAUCAUAAGUACUGUAUUCGCGCCAUGGAGCUUGGCUGUGAUGCCAUCACUGAGAAGCCUAUGACUAUCGAUGAGGAUAAGCUGCAGCAGAUGAUUGAUGCUGAGAAAAAGACCGGCAAGCAAGUGAGAGUCUUGUUCAAUUAUCGGUAUGCCCCGCAUCAUACCAAGGUCAGAGAACUCAUCGACUCUGGUGUCAUUGGCGAGAUCUCAACGGUGCACAUGGAUUGGAUUCUGGACUGUGCUCACGGCGCCGACUUUAUGCGUCGCUGGCAUAGACAUAAGGAGACGAGUGGCGGUAUCCAAAUGCACAAGUCAAUCCACCACUUCGACCUGGUGCAUUUCUGGCUAAACACCGAGCCCGAGCUAGUCUACGCUCUUGGCGAUUUGCGUUUCUACGGCAAAGAGAAUGCUGAGAAGCGUGGUGAGAAGAACCUUGGUGAACGAUACAAGAACAACGACGAUGCGAAGAACGAUCCUUUUGCGUUCCAGCUUGAUGAUAAUGAGCGCAUGAAGAAGCUUUAUCUCGACGCUGAGCAUGAGGAUGGAUAUAUCCGCGACAGAAACUGUUUCGGCGAGGGUAUUACCAUCGAGGAUAAUCUUUCUAUGAUUAUCAAGUAUAAGAACCGCGCCGUUAUGACUUACAACACCUACGCCUACGCACCUUGGGAAGGAUACCGCUGCGUCUUCAACGGUACAAAGGGCCGCAUCGAAAUCAACGUCGUCGAGAGCGGAUACAACCCUCUCGGUGAUCCCGUUACCAAGGAUGCUAGCGGCGAAGACGAGAAGUACAUCCAAGGUGGUGUCGAGAACACUAAGAUCGUGGUGUAUCCUAUGUUUGACAAGCCUUAUGUUGUGGAUGUUGUGAAGCAGGAGGGUGGCCAUGGCGGUGGUGAUCCUGUUUUGUUGAAGGAUGUUAUUUUGGGAGAUCAGAAGGAUAGUUUUAAGAGGGCUGCUUAUAUUCGGGAUGGUGGUAAUGCGGUGCUUGUUGGUGUUGGUGCGAAUCAUAGUAUGAAGAGUGGGAUGCCUGUUAAAGUCCAGGAUUUGGUAAAGUGGUAG